CUCUGAGAGUUUGUAAUAAGACACAUUCCUCUUACAAGAGUUCAUGCUACAACCUAGCAAAGAACUUUAAAUUUUUGGAAGAAUACUAUAUUCAUUUUGGCAUUGUGCAGAGGCAAACUCUGUGGCCUCUCUCUCUCCACCUCUCACAAUGAUAGCAAUCUCUGCCAUCAGCAGUGCACUCCUGCUCUCCCUUCUCUGUGAAGCAAGUGCCGCCGUCUUACUCAAUUCCACUGACUCAUCCCCGCCAACCAAUAAUUUCACUGAUAUUGAAGCAGCUCUAAAAGCACAACUAGAUUCUGCGGACAUCCCCAAAGCCAGGCGGAAGCGCUACAUUUCGCAGAAUGACAUGAUCGCCAUUCUUGAUUAUCAUAACCAAGUUCGGGGCAAAGUGUUCCCACCAGCAGCAAACAUGGAAUAUAUGGUCUGGGAUGAAAAUCUUGCAAAAUCUGCAGAGGCUUGGGCAGCUACUUGCAUUUGGGACCAUGGACCUUCUUACUUAUUGAGAUUUUUGGGUCAAAAUCUAUCUGUACGAACUGGAAGAUAUCGCUCUAUUCUCCAGUUGGUCAAGCCAUGGUAUGAUGAAGUGAAAGAUUAUGCUUUUCCAUAUCCCCAGGAUUGCAAUCCCAGAUGUCCUAUGAGAUGUUUUGGCCCCAUGUGCACACAUUAUACACAGAUGGUUUGGGCCACUUCCAAUCGAAUAGGAUGUGCAAUUCAUACUUGUCAAAACAUGAAUGUUUGGGGAGCUGUAUGGCGCAGUGCAGUUUAUUUGGUAUGCAACUAUGCCCCAAAGGGCAACUGGAUUGGAGAAGCACCAUAUAAAGUAGGGGUACCAUGUUCAGCUUGCCCUCCCAGUUACGGGGGGUCUUGUACUGACAAUCUUUGUUUUGCAGGAGUAACGUCAAACUACCUAUACUGGUUUAAAUAAGCUUGUCUUUUCCUCCAGGAAAUAUAAUGGUUUCUGGGAAUCAUAGGCAUAUAUAUAUAUUGAGUUUUGCACAUAUUAUACAUAUUUUAUCAUAAUCCUCUUUUCCUUUUAUUAUUCAUUGUAUAAAUUAGUGUUUGUCUAUAAUGUUUGUUUAAUCCUUGGAGGUAAACAAAGCAUCCAUUUCUGUUUUCUGACCUCUAAGCCUAAAUUAAAAUAUUGUGUAUGUAGUAUUGACACAGUUGAUGCAUCCAAUUCCAAAACUUGUUUUCCAAAGGAAUUAUGUUCUUAAGGAAUACAAUAUAUAUUUGGCCUAUAAUGUAUGUGUGUGUAUAUACACACACAUAGAUGAUAUAACACAUAGAAAGUAACAUGAUUUUGUAGUUAACUUGAGGGAAAUUUUUUAAAAUCCUAUUCUAAAAUGUACGUGAGGUGGUGGGACAUCUUCAGCACCCACUUCUAUAAUGCCCCAAAAGUGAUAAUUUGCAAAAUAACACUCAGUAAUAUCUGGACAUAAUAAUUUAAUUAAGCAACCACAGAUUUCAUUCCGGAGAUAUUUUAUCUUACUUGGGUUCCCCAAAAGAUACUCUUGAUUUAUGUAAGGUUCAAAUCAUGCCUUUUGCUUAAUCUCUUUUAUUGAAUCCUGUGUUGAGUGGUUACGAUGGGCAAGGCACUCUGAUAGUUAUGUUCUGAUCAUGCAAAGAUAAUAUGAUAUGAUUCCUGACUUCAAGAAGCUCACAAAAAUAUUCAAGAAAUAAUGCCACCUAAUUAUAUUGCUGUAAAAUUAUUACUUUUUUAACAGAUUUAUUUUUCAUGUAAUUUUGAGGAAGUGAGUGCAACAACAUUCACAUGUAGUUGGAAUAGGUGAUAGGCCACACUGUGUAAUAUGUAAGGCUUCUGAUUAGCAUGAAAAUGUAGCUAUAGCGUCUGGAAGUAAAUGAGGCAGGGAAAAAUUAACAACUGCCUAGGGAUUCCUGGGUGAGAGUAAAUAGUUGUGAUUUUGGAAGGUAGAAAGCAAGACCUAAGUAAACUGAGAAGGUCCAAGAGAAGUAAGAUUCAGGACACAGGUAUGAAAAGUCACAGAAAUAGGGUUACUGCACACACACACACACACACACACACACACACAAACACACACACACAAACAGGUGGAGAGCUUCUGAAGGGCAUAAACUGAAGGUCUAGUGUAACUUGAAGCCUUUCAGCAGGAGGUGAGGGAUGUCAGAAAUAAACAUUGUAGGUGUCAAGGACACCUCCAGCUCUCCAUUGCUUUGCCCAUCCUUACUUGGUGAGAAUCAAUCUAAUCACCAUGGUCCUUGAGCAUCAUGUGCAAGUUCCCAUGUGCACACCACAGACAGUUAUGAUUUUGUUAAAGGGGCCUCUUCAGAUGACUUUCUAAGGAUUAAUUACUAAAUUUUUUUCCUAUAUCUAAGUAGAAGAAUAAUUUUCAUUUCUCCAUUAAGUUUGGUGGAAAUCAAAGUCACUAUGAAAAUUCCACUCAUGUGACUUUGAAAAUGCUUAUUUCCAAGUCAGGGAAUCACUUUCAGAGAGGAGAAUUCAACACAUGGGUCAAGACACUUAACACAUUACAUUUCAAGUGUGCAUGCAUUUGCGUGCAUGUGUGCGUUUGUGUAUGGUUCAGGUUAUGCAAUGCCUCAACAGAAUCACAGAAUAAGUAAACACGGUUAGUUCCAGAGUACAAAUAACAGAAGAAAACUACUUGUUUAAAAUUCCCUACACAUUUGCAAUUUCUUAGGGUAGAUGCACUGAAAGAUGACAGAUAGUUAAUUAGAUCCAAUGGGGGAAACAUCCACCGUCUGAAGUUCAGGUUUACAUGAUGACAAACAAUUGGCCUGAUUCCUUUUACAAACUGAAUCUGACCAAAUGUUUUCAUAUCAUACUACUUUGCUUUUGUGGGAACAUAUAGAGACUUUAUUAAAACUAAAUAUUUUUGGAGACUAAAAUGAAAAAUAGAAAUAACAGUAAGAAUCAGGCCCCAAAUCAACUUCUAGCUAACAUAUAUAUAGGCAGUUGAAGAGAAACCUCAUUAGUGGGAUAUUCAUUUGAUUUUAUCUAGAAAAUAUUUCCUUCCUUGAGUUUGCUAAACUAGUUCUACAGAAGUAUUAAAAGUACUAUUAAACCAAAAAAGGUUACUAUCAGUUCCAGUUCUGUUGCUGGUUUACUUGUGUAGCUUGGUUUCUCAAGUCUCAAAAAGUAUAAUGAUAUUUUGUCAUGUGAAGGUAAAAUUACCAUAUUAACAGAAAUGCAUGAAUAUUAAAAUUAUCAUUAAUGUUGUGAAAUUUUAUUUGAGAU
This is a messenger RNA of Balaenoptera ricei (Rice's whale), 3235 nucleotides long. RefSeq names its product peptidase inhibitor 15 (gene PI15). Lineage: Eukaryota; Metazoa; Chordata; Mammalia; Artiodactyla; Balaenopteridae. Bases 149 to 925 code for a protein of 258 amino acids. The record is from RefSeq and is a predicted model, not a curated record. The transcript has 6 exons. Gene Ontology annotation, cellular component: extracellular region.